Molecule: messenger RNA, 1437 nt
Organism: Rotaria sordida
Lineage: Eukaryota; Metazoa; Rotifera; Eurotatoria; Philodinida; Philodinidae
Source: the annotation of a GenBank genome assembly
AUGGAAAUGGCAAUCAUAUUGUAUCAAACACGACAUGUUGGUCCGGGUAGUAUCGUUGGUAUUCGACUUAGUCGUUCAGCUCAAUUGCAUGUAACGAUUCUUGCCGUUCUAUUUACCGGAGCUUGCUAUGCUCCAUUCGAUGCUGAUGCUCCAGACGAGCGUGUUCUCGAAGUACUUGCAGAUAUUGAAGCUACUCUUCUUCUUGUCGAUUCACAAACUUCUAUGAAUCAUUCAUUAGUUGUCGAUAUUGAAACUUUAAAGAAACAUACCAUCUCAGAUCAUAUUCAUUUGUCACUCAAUAUUGAUCCAAAAUCGAUCGCCUAUAUUAUUUGUACUUCCGGUUCGACUGGAAAACCGAAAGCUAUUGCUAUCACUCAUUCCAAUAUUUGUCAUUUUAUCCGUGCUGGCAAUGAAAUCAUGAAAAUAACAAAAGAUGACAUUGUCUAUCAAGGUUUUUCAGCUGCUUUCGACGGGUUUUUCGUUGAAACAUUUGCUGCCUACCUUGUUGGAGCCACUCUUGCAAUUCCUUCAAAAUCUGACCUGCUUAACACUGAUCGUAUACAUGUCUUCCUAAUAGAUCAUGCAGUCACCGUGCUAAGCACUGUGUCUACCUUAUUACUUCUCAUCAAUAACGAUCCAGCACUUAGACUUCGACUAAUCAAUGUUGGAGGUGAAUCUUGUCCGCAGGCUGUCGUUGAUCGUUGGUGGAAAGAAGAUAGACGAAUUAUAAACCAAUACGGUCCCUCAGAGACUACUGUCGCUGCUACAACGUCGCUACUUUAUCCUGGAGAACAAAUAAGCAUUGGUGCACCGUUACCAAACUAUGUCUGCUGCUUACUUGAUGAGGAAACAGGCCAGCCAACUACUGCUUCAACCGGUGAACUGUGUAUUCGUGGACCGGGUGUGGCUUUAGGAUAUUUUCGGAACAAUUCGUUGACAAAGCAAAAAUUUACCGAAUAUGGCUAUCGCACUGGCGAUCGUGUUACAUUUGAUCAAGGACGAAUAUAUUUUCAUAAACGAAUCGACUCUCAAGUGAAGAUUCGUGGAUUUCGAAUUGAGCUUACUGAAAUAGAAGAAGAACUAUUAAAAUUACAUGGUGAUGUUCAAUCGGCCGCUGUUGCCUUUCUGAACGGCCAACUUGUUGCUUUCAUUCUCGGUCAACUGAAUGAAACGACCAUGCGUACAGAACUUGGUAAACGACUACCUCGUUAUAUGAUACCCAAUCGAUUGAUUCAUGUCAAAGGAGCGAUACCUCGUAUGGCUAGUGGAAAAAUCGAUCGAAGAGCUCUCAAUGCUCUAUUUGUCGACGAAUCUAAAAAAAUGAGCACACAUGAAACACGAAUCGAUAUUGGUGAGUUGAUUGAAAGAGAUUUUGUUCAACGUCGACCGAGAAGAACUUUACGUCAAGAACGAAUAAUUAUUCUUAGUCUUUCUUGA